AUAUGGUGGGAUAAAAAGAAUUACAAAACAUUUCCUUGUGAGUUGUUAUUACACGAUUCGUUCGUUUUUGGUGUUUAAAGAUAAGACGUUAAUUGUUAUCUCAACAAAUAUCUAUUCAGGUGUAUUUGUUAACGAAAAUCGUCGAAAAGAAAACUUUAUUUAAAUGUGUACGCACACUUUAAAAAACUACAUAAAAUGCAUAUUGCAUCAAAUUCAUGGCUAGUUAUCGUGAUUUAUGAACUUUGUUACUUAAGUAAUGUGUAUUCGGUGUCUCAACAGAAUAUUGUUAAAACUCCAACUGAGCUUGCACACGAAUCGGACGACAGAUUACUAUUAUUUUCCACCUUAGAUGGUAAUUUACACGCUGUGGAAAAGCAAACAGGAAAAAUUAAAUGGAGAAUAAACGAUAAACCUGUCGUUCAAGUCCCCGUAAAUACGAGUGAUGCAAUUGUACCUCUAUUCCUUCCUGAUCCUCGCGAUGGAUCUUUGUAUUUACUCGGAGAUGCCAGGGAACCGCUUAAAAAGUUACCGUUUACUAUUCCGCAAUUGGUUGCGUCAUCUCCGUGUCGUAGUACCGAUGGAAUUCUUUAUACGGGAAAGAAAAAGGAUACUUGGUUCUCUUUAGAUCCAACGACGGGUCAAAAACAUCACAUCUUAAGCUGGGAUAAUAUCAGCCCAACUUGUCCCGCGCCAAGUUCCGAAGCUGUUUAUGUUGGGAGAACUCUUUACUCAAUAAUGAUGGUUGAUAGUAAGCAUAAUAAUCGAAAAUGGAAUGUGAGUUUUUACGAUUAUGCUGCUAGCCCCAUGAGUAAAGAUAUGCUUUUUGCCUAUAAUUUUGCUCAUUUCACUUCAACUUCAUCUGGGAGAAUCGUUACGAUGGAUCGAAGACAAGGCGGAUUAAUUUGGGAGUUGGAUUUAAAAAGUCCGGUUGUUGCAGCUUAUAUUUUAGAUCCGAACGGUUUGUUAUCGCUGCCUUUAACAGCGAUGGCUAACGCAACUUUAAAACAUUUGACAUCACAUUUAUUGACUCAACAACAACCAUCGUUCGAUACCCAACUAUCCGAUAUGAAACUUUAUCCAACGAUUUAUAUCGGGGAACAUCCUUACGGGCUUUAUGUCUUACCUUCGUUGGUGGAUCAAAAUUUGGUUAAAAUUUCCGCUUCCGAAAUUGGUCCUUUAGUUUUGGAUGGUUUGGGAAACGCGGAAUCGCCGAAAAUUUACUCGGAUUUUAAAAAUUAUGGAAUUUCGCAAGGUUAUUAUAAAAUGGAUUUGUCAUCGUUUCAAAGUCUCCCUGAAUUUCAAGAUCACGCAAUCAUUUUUAUUGGGCAUUACAACGUUCCCGAAUACAGCGCAACCAAAUUAAUGAUUGCCGGCUCAACGAAUGCUCAAUUAAAACUUUUAACAGACGCAAGUUCGCCGUCGAUAAAUAAUAAUAUUUUGGAACCACCUUCAUUAAAUAAUCCUUCAAUUGGUGUUCAAACUGACGAUGAAAAUAUAAACAAUAUAAAAGAAGAAGGAACAACUUCAAAUGACCAAUUUAAUAUUGUUUAUUUGAUUCAAUGUGGUUAUGAAUCAUCAAAAGAGUGGUUAAACCAACAAGAUAGUAAAGGUUUAAAAUUGAUGGUGAUUAUUUUGGUUGGUUGUGUGAUUGCUAUGUUUUGGUACCUUCAAAUGCAAGUGAGAGAAUUCCAACAAUGGUCUCAAAACGGUUCCCGCGGUAGCCAAAAUAGCUCGUUUGAAAGAAACGGGUCCAUAACGGCGAUGCCGGAAGAAUUAGAAAACGGAAUCGUUCGUGUUGGGAAGAUUUUAUUUAACCCUGAAGAAUUAUUAGGGAAAGGAUGUGAAGGAACGUUUGUUUAUAAAGGAGAAUUUGAUAAAAGAAAAGUCGCAGUUAAACGAUUACUCCCUGAGUGUUUUAAUUUUGCAGAUAGAGAAGUAGCUUUAUUAAGAGAAAGCGACGCUCACCCAAACGUUAUUAGAUAUUACUGCACGGAACAAGACCGAAUGUUUCGAUACAUCGCCCUUGAGCUGUGCCAGGCUACUUUACACGAUUACAUUCAGGGAAAAUGCGAAAGAAAUUUGAGUUCGUUACAAAUCUUGUAUCAGGCUACUUCAGGACUGGGACAUUUGCAUUCAUUAGAUAUAGUUCAUCGAGAUAUAAAACCCCAAAACGUUUUAUUAUCAAUUCCUAAUGCCAAAGGGGAAGUUCGCGCGAUGAUCUCCGAUUUUGGACUUUGCAAAAAACUUCAAGUCGGUCGAGUAUCGUUUUCGAGGAGAUCUGGAGUUACAGGGACUGAUGGGUGGAUUGCUCCAGAAAUGUUAUGUAAUACAAAUCGAACGACGUACGCAGUAGAUUUAUUCUCACUUGGUUGCCUUUAUUACUACGUAUUAUCUGAAGGUGGUCACCCGUUUGGUGAUGCUUUACGCCGUCAAGCUAAUAUCCUUUCUGAAGAGUACAAUUUGGACGAUUUAAAAUCGCCUCAAUGGCAAAUAGCGGUCCAAAGGCCGCUAAUUGCAGCUUUGAUCUCAUCUCGUCCCCAUUUAAGACCUUCUUGUAACACCGUGCUAUCUCACCCAAUGUUCUGGAAUAGUAGCACUGUUUUAGCUUUUUUCCAAGACGUAAGCGAUCGUGUGGAAAAAGCCGAACCAGACGAUCCCGCAUUAUUAAAAUUAGAAGAAAACGCGGAGCGAGUUGUUAAAAAAGAUUGGAGGUAUCACGUCCACGAUGAAGUUGCGAAUGAUUUAAGGAAAUAUCGGUCGUAUAAAGGCGAUUCUGUGAGAGAUUUAUUAAGGGCUUUGAGAAAUAAGAAACACCAUUAUCGCGAGUUAUCGCCAGAAGCCCAAUUAUCUUUAGGUGACGUUCCAGAAGCGUUUACGAGAUAUUGGACGUCGAGGUUUCCUCUUUUAUUGUUACAUUCAUGGCACGCAAUGCAAUGCGUCUCCCACGAAAAAAUUUUUGUGCAAUAUUAUCCUUCAAGGUAUCAAAUCAGCCAAGAUAUAAUCGACGCUGAAUUAAACGAUUUAAUACAAUUUGAAGAGAUUGAUAUAUUCGAAGAGAAUUUAUUGUUUAAAGAUAGCCCAAAGAAAAAUAAAUUUAAAUACGGGAAAUAUCGAAAUUCUUUCUCGAAGGAACGUCCAAGACAAAGAAACUAUGACGACGGAAAUGUUCAAGAAAACGUCGGAUUAUAUCGUAAUUUAAGAAGUAAUGAUAAAAAAAUGCAUAAAGAAAUUAAAUUUGUACAAAAGAAAAAGAAAGCGAGUGACGAACCUUUGGUUUGGGCCACUCAGGAUAUUUAUAAGGAUUAGGUUAAAGAAAAACUGUUAAAAGAACAGUAUUAAUUUACUUAUUAGUUUUGAAAUACUUUUGUUAUUAAUUUUACUGUUCUUAAACAAUAACAGUACACUAUUUGGUAAAUCACUGUGAUAUUUAUUCGAUUUUAAGAUUUUAGCACUGUUUCGACGACAAAGGACCAAGUUAAUUUGUGUAAAUCGAGAUAUUUUAAUAAAAAUUCACAUAAAAUUAAA
Molecule: messenger RNA, 3525 nt
Organism: Onthophagus taurus
Lineage: Eukaryota; Metazoa; Arthropoda; Insecta; Coleoptera; Scarabaeidae
Gene: Ire1
Product: serine/threonine-protein kinase/endoribonuclease Ire1
Biological process (GO): IRE1-mediated unfolded protein response; protein phosphorylation; intrinsic apoptotic signaling pathway in response to endoplasmic reticulum stress
Cellular component (GO): IRE1-TRAF2-ASK1 complex
Molecular function (GO): ATP binding; RNA endonuclease activity; protein serine/threonine kinase activity
Source: RefSeq, a predicted model, not a curated record